AUGGUAAAGGUGGAAUGGAAAGAGCAUCACGGCAAGGAUGCCACUUGGGAAAUGGAAGAUGAGAUGAGAACUCGACACCCAGAAUUGUUCCUGGAACAAGGGGAGAGCCAGAGGAAGAGACAGAACUAUGAGAAUCGCCGAGUACCGUUUAAUGCCAAGAGGAAGGCGAACACGGGCAGUUCCAGCAACUCAAAUCAGGAAGGUGAUGCUAAGUCGACGUGUGCAAGUUGUGGGAAGCCACAUUUCGGGGUCUGUCGUUGGGCGUCAGGGGCUUGCUUUGAAUGUGGCGAGAUGGGUCACCGAGUGAAGGACUGCCCGAAGACAAAGGCUGACGAUGGUAAGAAGAAUGGGAACACCUCGGGUUCGGCGCAGAAAGGCAACGUCGGGAAAGGAUAG
Molecule: messenger RNA, 396 nt
Organism: Camellia sinensis
Lineage: Eukaryota; Viridiplantae; Streptophyta; Magnoliopsida; Ericales; Theaceae
Source: RefSeq, a predicted model, not a curated record